Messenger RNA from Iphiclides podalirius (scarce swallowtail), 312 nucleotides. The record is from the annotation of a GenBank genome assembly. Lineage: Eukaryota; Metazoa; Arthropoda; Insecta; Lepidoptera; Papilionidae.
AUGGAAAUAAACAAUGCGCGCGCUGGGUCGGGCCCAAAGAAGGCGCCGGGAGAGCCUGCCGGGGGCUCCGCCCCGUGUCCCCUCCUCUCCUCCGCCCCUUCUCCCCGCGGGGUCUGCCCCUCGGUGCCAUCCCGAAUGAAGCGGGCCGCGGGCGAAUGGCGAUACCGCACCUCGCCGCUCGCUGAGCAAUCACCGAUCGCACACUGGCCCGUAACGAGGCAACUUGAGAGCGCACUGAGUGACCGCCGUUUGGCGAUGAAUGGAGAGGCGCGCCUGAGAGAGCGCGGCGCGCCGAGGCCCCGCUGCGAUUUG